UAAAAUCAGUUUUCGAUUGCAAUCCAACCAACCAACACACACAAGCAAUACUGCAAAACAACACUAGCCUUGCACCGUCAGUCGUAUAGAGAAGAGAGCUACCGUUAUUGCUGCCCUGCUCCUCUCUUCUCGAAUAUCCUGUUUUGCUUUUCGCAUUUUUUCGGUGACGCAUUUGCGUGCUGCGUAAUUUCUGUUGUGUUUUGCUUGCAGUUUCAAUUUAAAUUCCAAUCAAAUAAUAUAAUUGUUUGCAUUAUUAAUGUACAGAGCCCCUAGUUUUGCAAUUAAAAUGCCAUCAAAAUUAUGUUAAUGUAGUCAUUAAAGGGGCAAAAAAAUACAAGCAAAAACUACAACAGCACAACCAAAAUACAAGUCCCAGACCCCCAAACAGUAAAUAAAUGCUAAAACAGCAAGCGGCAACAUACAUAUUAUGAAAAAAAAAAUCACAAAAUUUAUUAAAAAGUGAAAGUUUUUAGUCGUCGUUGGAGUUGUGCACAAACAAAAUUACCAGAGAGGGAAAAAGAAAUGCAAAAACAAUCAUCGACUCUUGGAAACAAACCAAAAAAAAAACAAUAACAACAACAAAAACAGCAGCAGAAGCAGCGCAGCAACAAGCUCCAGCCUGCCAGGUCGUGAGAGGAGUCCAAGAGAGUUUUGUGCAAAGCAGCCGAGACCAGGCCAGGUCGUGAGCGGCGCCCAGAGAGUGCGCCUAGACAGCAGGUCGCGAGAGAAGCCCAGAGAGUGCAAGCAGGCAGGUCGCGCGGGAGAGAGGGCCCGCGCCUAGCAACUGAGCGAACGCGUUCCACACAUAACGGAGCAUAACUGGUCAUAAUAGAACCGCCAAACAGCAGCAGCCGCAGCAGCAGCAAGCAACAGUAACGACAAAACAAAACAAAUAUUUUUUCGCCGUCCCCGUCUUUUCAAAAUGCUGUAAGAAGGAAUAGACGCCACGGAUAAAAACAGAAGAAAUGGGGGCGGUGUGGCGCGGAGAUCUUUCGCGCCCCCGCAACCGCGCCAGGUUCUCUAUCAUCCGAUGGCCCAGGCAUCCCAUGUUACCGCCAAUUGGAGAAAUCCAGGUAACACCUUUACCGUGAAUCCACCACCCCAGAGGCCGUGGCUUCCCCUGGCCAAGCCGAACAAAACGCGUCCAGCCUGCAUUUUCACGGUUAUGUGCUACAAUGUGCUCUGCGAUAAAUAUGCGACACGGCAAAUGUACGGCUACUGUCCAUCGUGGGCCCUGUGCUGGGAUUAUCGAAAAAAGUCAAUCAUCGACGAGAUCCGUCACUAUUCGGCGGAUAUUAUAAGCCUGCAGGAGAUAGAAACGGAGCAGUUCUAUCACUUCUUUUUGCCAGAGCUCAAGAACGAUGGCUACGAGGGCAUAUUCUCGCCCAAGUCGCGUGCCAAGACAAUGUCCGAGGUAGAGCGGAAGUAUGUCGAUGGGUGUGCAAUAUUCUUCAGGGCCUCAAAAUUCACCUUGAUCAAGGAGCACUUGAUCGAAUUUAACCAGCUGGCGAUGGCCAAUGCAGAGGGAUCGGAUAACAUGCUGAACCGUGUGAUGCCCAAGGACAACAUUGGUCUGGCCGCUCUGCUCAAGGUGAAGGAGAAUGCCUGGGAGCCGAUGUCCGAGGUGACACAGAUCUCACAGCCGCUGCUCGUCUGCACGGCGCACAUCCACUGGGAUCCGGAAUUUUGUGAUGUCAAGCUCAUCCAGACGAUGAUGCUCAGCAAUGAGCUCAAGACGAUAAUUGACGAGGCCUCGCACAGCUUCAGACCGGGACACAAGAACGACUCGAACAGUGUUCAGCUACUGCUCUGCGGCGACUUCAAUUCGCUACCCGACUCCGGGGUGGUUGAGUAUCUGGGCAAGGGACGGGUCUCCAUGGACCAUCUGGACUUUAAGGACAUGGGCUACAAGUCGUGCCUGCAGCGCCUGCUUUCGAACGACACCAACGAGUUCACGCAUUCCUUCAAACUGGCCUCCGCCUACAGCGAAGAUAUCAUGCCGCACACUAACUACACGUUCGAUUUCAAAGGCAUCAUCGACUACAUAUUCUAUACGAAGACGGGAAUGGUGCCUCUGGGUCUGCUUGGGCCCGUCUCAAAUGAUUGGCUGCGCGAGAACAAGGUGGUGGGAUGUCCCCAUCCGCACAUACCCUCCGAUCAUUUUCCGCUGCUCGUUGAACUGGAGUUGAUGCACACGGCCAGCCAGGCGCCUCCUAACGGGCUGAUCAACAGACGGUAGCAAUAGAAUAGACGCGGCAGACCCACCAUGAUGACAACGACAACUACACGGACAGCAGCCACAGUCGGAGGAGGAGCAAGUGGGAGCAGUGGUAGUGGUGGUGGUGUCGCCGGCGUCGUCAACAGCAACAGUGCGGUAAAUAAUAUCCACGGCAGCAGUUACAGGGGACGCAGCAACAGUGGCAGUGGCAGCGGCAGCCACAGUCACAGCCACAGCCACAGCCAUCGCAUAGUGGCACAAAGAAAGGUACCUCCUGUAACAGCAGCCGCACCAACUGACAAGCAGCCACCACCGCAAUGAAGAGAGACAACCAAUCCACGGUCACCUGCCGCACCCACAAUUGACGUGGCGCUCUGUUCGCAACAAGAUUCAGUUUUAGUUAUGUACGUUAAAAAGAUUAGAUAACCCCAUACCCAUCCAAGCCCCGAUCAUCCGAUCACAAAAACCCAAUAAGUUAUAAGUUGACGACGUUGCAGAGGCCUCGCUCCUUUGUGCGCUGGUUCGCAAAGCGCGUUACCAAUGCAAUCCAAAAAAAAAAGAAAAAAAAAUCAAAGUAUGAUCGUAGCUCGUAAUUGGAGGAAUUUAACUUACUUGCUGAUAAUCUUCUGACAACCGCGCCCCGCCCUCGCCUUUCUUUUUUGGUUUUAUCACAUUCACACAACACACACACACACACACAUACACACAUACACAAACAUAAACACAUUUUCCCCAUCGAAUAAAUUACAUUUAAAGUUA
This is a messenger RNA of Drosophila pseudoobscura, 2977 nucleotides long. RefSeq names its product CCR4-NOT transcription complex subunit 6-like twin (gene twin). Gene Ontology annotation, biological process: nuclear-transcribed mRNA poly(A) tail shortening. Bases 1031 to 2239 code for a protein of 402 amino acids. Gene Ontology annotation, molecular function: poly(A)-specific ribonuclease activity; protein binding. NCBI's taxonomy places the organism in Eukaryota, Metazoa, Arthropoda, Insecta, Diptera, Drosophilidae. The transcript is spliced from 4 exons. The record is from RefSeq and is a predicted model, not a curated record. Gene Ontology annotation, cellular component: cytoplasm; CCR4-NOT complex; nucleus.